Mercenaria mercenaria is the source of this 3859-nucleotide messenger RNA. RefSeq lists its product as uncharacterized. NCBI's taxonomy places the organism in Eukaryota, Metazoa, Mollusca, Bivalvia, Venerida, Veneridae. The record is from RefSeq and is a predicted model, not a curated record. The coding region runs from base 608 to 3859 and encodes 1083 amino acids. The transcript has 13 exons.
UGAACUUGUCCAUCUUUCAAUUUGGAUAGUGCCAAUUAAAGGGGUGCUUACCAUAAAAGACCCUUUCUGAAUGGCGAACAGUACAGAUCAUGAUCAGACGGCUGAUCAUGAUCUACACUGGUCGCAAAGGCAGAAUUAAUCGUGUCCAGCAUGAUAAGGGUUAAGAAAUAUUUCUUGUGUGAAUUGUUUUGAUAUCCAAAAUGUGAUAUCCAUUUGUAUAGUAAUCAAAUUUUGGACCAUUGUCACGGAUUUCUACGCUGCGUUGAGGAAUGUCUAAUGCAUCGUAUGAGAAAAGGCAAAACAAUUAAUGUUUUGAAAGACGGAUAAAGGUUCAUGAAUAGAUGAAAGUUUAUAGAAUGAUUCAAGCCAUUUAUCAGAAUUAGCAAAGUUUUAAGUGAUCUGAGAACCAUUUCAUUUUCAUAAUAUUGCCUAACAAAAUAAAUUCGUACAAUAUUAUUCUGCAAUAAAUAUCGAUUUUAACACUGAUUAUAUAUUUUAUUUUCAGCAAGAUCUCGAUCAGUCGGAAUAUUGUGAUAUUUUAGAGUUUGCUGUGCAUUAUUAAAGGUGUAUCUAGAAAAGGAGAUAUAGAUUUUAAGCAAACUUUGAGAUGGGACGUUUGUCGGCACAGUUGAUUGCAGCUGUGUUGUUUGGCGUGGUCCUUCAUAAAGCUCUUGGUGACAGUACAACAUAUGUGGUUGCACUACUUGGCCAGGACUUACAGAAUGGAUCAACGAGAGCUGACAUAGAGUAUCAACUCGUGAUUGUCAAUGAAGAAUCAACAGAGAUUCAUGUUGAAAUAAGAGGUAUUUCUGGUCUUAUUAAAGGGCUGAAUGUAACAAGUAAUAUCAGAGUGACUCAUACCUUGAAUCAAAGCAUGGGCAUGAAUGGGUCGGAGUUUAGCAACAAAUCCUUACUAGUCCACUCUGAAAACGGAAAGUUUGUAUUACAAGUUUUUACAAAAAGAGAUAAUUACGUCGAAGGCCUUUUGGCUAUUCCGGUACAACGUAUGAUCGGUCCAAACCAACCCGCCCGUACACUUAUCUACGAUCACGUGGUUGCUACUUUCUGUGCGGUGGGAGGCUACUGUCAGAUCGCCAUAGCUGCGGCAGAAAACAACACCGAAGUGUUCAUCGACAUUCCGACCAACGUUGAAGAAAUAGCCUUUUGCAAUAAAUCCUCAUAUUACCGCUCGAAAUUUGACAAAAGAAUUACAAUGAACCAGUUCGAUGCCCUUCAGCUUGAAACCACAUUCGAUCUAACAGGAACCGUCAUCUUCAGUUAUAAGCCUAUUGCUGUUUUUGUUGGCUCAAGAAAUGUUACAAACGGAAACAAAAUUGCACACACAAUGGAACAGCUAGUCCCUAUAUCACACUGGGGGAAGGAAUACAUUGUACAAAAUUUAGGAUCUAAUGACUAUGGCGACAUUUUGAAGAUAGUGAGCCACUUCACAAACACAACCGUGACAAUGUCGGGUUUUCCGGCUUUCAAUAUAACAGAGCGAUACCACACUGUGACACGUCGGCUGGACAAAAGGAUGAGAAGUCAUAUACAGGCGUCACAUCCAAUACAGGCAAAGAAGUUGGCAGUUACAUGCAGAGAACAGGUGAUUCAGAUAACAGGGCUUACUUACGCCACAGAUGGUGAGACAUCCGCUUUGAGUAUGACCGUAGUACCAUCCAUACAGAACGCCUGGCAAAAAUUUACUGUAGCUUGUCAAAGGAACACAUCAGCACAGUUCCAUAUUGUUACAGAAAAAGAUUCAUGUCUUGGAACCUACGCUGCGGAUAAAAAUUUUUCUGAUGAACACUACCGAUGUAAUCAGCCGAAGUACGAGUCCAGAAUGAACUAUACAAAGUUUAUGAUAGGUACUAUAAACGUUACUAGCGCGGAACAUGCAGUCAAUGUCACAAACGCUGAAUCUAACGUCAAUGGAAUUCUAAAAUGUGGCCAAACUGCAACGAUGCCAAUCGGUGUCUUUUACAACAAAGACGUUACUGGUACAAUCCCUGCAAGUGUUCCUGAGUACCAAGGAGGCACCUGUUAUGAAGGAGGGAAAGCAAGGACACAAUUCUUUCCGAAGAGCACAACAGCUGGUCCCUACAUUCUAGAUUUGACAGAUUACGCGGAACACGUGCUUAAGCUGAGGGUUCAAGUGUGUGGAUCUGCAGAUCUACGGUUCAUGAAUUCUGAUAACGUCAUUGAUGUCAUGCUAAGCUUCAAAGGAAUUAGGAUCGCCUCUUGCUCACCUGACUGCGAAUAUCAAAAUACAACGAACUUUACCAGCGGCGGCAGUUUUAACGAAGAGGCGGGAAAAGACUGCACUUCUGAUAUGUCUUUCUUCUGGUUUUGGCAUACAGGAAGUACCUUCUGCAUUGGGACCGGUUACGAACAUAAGAAAGACGAGUGUGAAAAUGUAGCAGACGUCACAAAGGACAUAGUUAGGAUAAGUAUUGAAAAAUCAUUCGACCGAGUUUCAAUGAUAGGUACAUUUGCGAAUGCAUCUUUUAACUGGGAUUUUAUACAUGUCGAUGGCUGUAAAGAAUAUGAGUUCGGAUGGCGUUGUGCAGACAAAUUCGUGAAUUGUUCCCAGUACGAAGAAGGAUUUUGUACAGAACAAAAGUACAGUGAAUUUGCAAGAUUCUAUUGUGCAAAGUUUUGCGGGAAAUGUUUCGCUGACAGCUACGGAAGAAAGUUUAUUGCGAGGACUCCCUAUGUCGAUUCCGGUACAGAUUGUCUGAUGAUAGUGUCUCCCGUCAACAAACAGACUAACGUUGCCGUGACUUUAAAACGGCACGGAGCAACCGAGAACGUUCGGCAUGGGGCACGAAAUGAUAACGGCGGCGAAAGAUAUUAUAACUGUUCCGAAUCGCUGCGUAGUUUAGAUAUCUAUACAAUUUUGUCUGACGAUGACGUUGCAGUCAACAUUCUGUUCAAUUUUAGUAGGAAAGUAAAAAGUUUUAGAAUUUAUCCUGUGGAUACUUUUGGUACAGAGGUUAUGGUACUGGAAUAUAGUGAUGCCGCAAAAAGCUGUCAAUUUUGGUCCGAGCAUGACGGUGUCAACUUAAUAGCGUACUACUCGAUAAAUAAUCAGAAAGGUGCAGCAGACUCGGAAAGGAUGCAGAUAGAGAAAUUGUUUCGAACACCCAGAUAUAAUGAUUUGUCUGGAACACUUUUUCAAUUUGAUAAACCGUCUACUGUGUUUUGUGGCGAUUGGUUCUCGAACUUAACUAUUCACAAUCAAUACAGUCAACAUUUACCAACAAAUACUUGGUCGACCGAGUAUGUAGUACCUGCUUUUGAUGUAGAAGCUGUAAACCGACCAUUUGAUGGGAAGUUGUUCAUCGUCUCUAAUGCUGACAACACCAUUGUGAAUAUAUCCGGUGGUUUUGACGCUAUCCAUGCUAUCUAUAACAGAGGAGACAAGAUCGAACAGGAAAUUGACGUGAGUGCAGCUUACAAGAUCAAAGCGUCUGAAAACAUCGGAGUUGGUUUAUACCUCUACGAUCCAGCAGACCCGACCAAGGCGUCUUUCAACAUGUUAGUUCCGGCGCAAAGUUUUCACGAUACUGUCUUAACAUCAGUCCCCAUCAAGGUAUUGAAUGGCGUAGGCUUUGCUGUAACAGAAAUAAAAACAUACUUUGUUGAUAGAAACCUCAACAGCACAGUGGUGUCAAAAGAAGCAGACGACACAGGUCCGUUCUAUCGUCACGUGAGAAUUGGUGGUAGCGUAUAUGAAAUGACAGUAGUACAGUCUGGCACAGAAAAAUGGUUUGUGGUUCAAGGAAACGUUAAAAACGCUGUCAUUCAAACUGUAAGUACAUUAAAUGUGUAUCUUUUUGUUGAAAUGAAAAUUAAUUAG